Chanos chanos (milkfish) is the source of this 1083-nucleotide messenger RNA. RefSeq names its product zinc finger CCCH-type antiviral protein 1. Lineage: Eukaryota; Metazoa; Chordata; Actinopteri; Gonorynchiformes; Chanidae. Gene Ontology annotation, molecular function: NAD+ poly-ADP-ribosyltransferase activity; zinc ion binding. The transcript has 11 exons. Gene Ontology annotation, cellular component: nucleus. The record is from RefSeq and is a predicted model, not a curated record. The coding region runs from base 1 to 1050 and encodes 349 amino acids.
AUGGCUCAGAUGCAGUCAUUAUCAAGCACAGCAGUUUGCUAUCAGUGGCAGCUGUUUGAUGGAGAGCAGUGGUUACAGAUUGCUCAUGAUGAUAUAAUUGAGACACACUACUGCCAACCAGGUGCCAAAGGAAUGACACUCAACACAAAGAUUGGGCAUGUUUACAUUAAUUUUGAUGAGAUGACAGCUGAAGGUCCUGAUGAUGAUCUGAGGGUUCAGCGACAAUUAUUCUUAUCCCACAACCAAAGACAAGAAAUGGGGUGGUAUUACAAAGACAACCGUUACUGGUGUGAAUAUGGAACCCAGGGUUCUGGUGGGAGCAGGUCCUCAGUUAGCAGCCAGAACUUGGAGCAGCAGUUCAACCUCAACCCAGUGGGGUCCUUUAAUUUUACAGUGGGAAACAACACAUACACAUUAGACUUCAGAGCCAUGACUCAGACCAACCUCUCCACUAAUGUCUCCCGGAGGGUGAGAAGACGGCCAAAGUUCAACUCCAUAAUCACCAACAGCAGUUUGCCUGCCAUCUCACAACCUCCUACCAUUCAGCCCUCUUUACCGCCUCCUACUGGCUACACAUGGGAAUUCAUGGGUGAUGAGGGCAUAUGGACAGAGUAUCAGAGGGCUAGAAGCUCACUGAGCAGUGCUGAUAUUGAAAGACUGUAUCAGCAGAACCCUCAGGGCCAAAUCUCUUUCACAGCUGGAAAAUUCAAGUACACUCUUUACUUCUCAGAAAUGUGUCAGAUUAAUGAUAGAAUAGGAACCAGACGAGCUAUCAGGAGAAUCAUUGGUGGAAAUCCACAGGGAAGCAGUAUACACCCUCAAGUUCAGUGGCAAUUCAAAGAUAUGGAUGGAUCCUGGAAAGACUAUAUCAAAGGCACAGCCCGUGGCAGCUGCUCUGUGUCUGCUCAGGACAUUGAGACCCAGUACCAGCAGAAUCCAAACAGGACCAUGCAAUUCAGCGCAGGACGGUUCUCCUAUGAGCUUGAUUUCUCAGCUAUGACCCAGAAAAACCUGCUUACUCUCACAACGAGACCAGUGCGUCGCAUAUAGUACUGAACAUCGCUGCGUCCACUGUGAUUCAUC